CUUCAAUAAUCUCAAAGAACGACAAAUUGCAACAAUUUGAUAUGAAAUUUGGCUGUUUUUGUGGCAAAUAAUGAAGAAAGUUAGCCAGCCAGUUGUUCGUAAGAUUUACGGAGGAUCACAAGUACAAACACAAGGUCAGACGACUCACAUCCAGCAACAAAAUGCCGUACGGAAAAUAAAUAGCCUACUGCAAAGUGGCACGGUAAGUGUAACGCAAAGCUCCGGACAGCAAAUGCACCAUCCCCAAACCAAAGUAAUUCAAAGACAAUUUCUGCCGACGCAGCGAACAACGACGAUCAAUCAGACGUCGUUGUUGCACCGCAAGUGUUUCAUAUGCGACGAGACGGUUCAGCCGAGCAUCGCGCAUUCCGUGGCGGACACGACGACAGCGAGCACCCAAACGAAGCUCACGACGAAAAUCGCCCGUCUCGUGGGUCAAGGCUACAUGGUUAUCAUCGGGACUGACGAUGUGCUCUGCCGGCGCUGUUAUAACCUCUUCAAUCUCAUGGACAAGGCGGAAGCAGACAUGGAGAAACACAAAACGACCAUCAGCAACUUCCUCAAGAAGAAGUACAGCAUACUCGAUGAUGGGCUCGACAUCGAAACGGGCGCCAACAACGGUUUGAAUCGCAGCACGCUCCAAUCGCCGCCCGUCAAAAUGCAACGUUUGAACAACACGACGGGCAACAGCAUCAAUCGCGUCGUCACGCAACACAACAACAGCGACGUGCAACUGCGAAAAGUCAAUUCGACGGGACACACGAACAACGACAGUCUCGAUUCGCCCAACAAAUCCAUGCAAAAAGGCACCACCAAAUUGUACAAAUGCAUGUCCUGCGAAUACAAAUCCACGGAUUUGAGCACUUUUGAUGCCCAUUAUCAGGAAUGCAAGGGUCAGAACAACAAAACGACAACCAACAGUCCGAGCACAACGUUGGCUAAGAAGAUUGUAACGACUUCACAGAUUCACGCCUGUUCAAUGUGCAAGUAUAAAACUGCCGAUAAGGCAACUUACGAGGAACACGUAAGAAAGCAUUACAAGAUGCGCCCAUUUAAAUGCCGUAUUUGCACACAAAGAUUCGAGACCCGAGAGCAAGCUCAAGUGCACGCAAAAACACAUCAACCGGAUUAUUUCAAAUGCGGCAUGUGUUCCGCGACUUUCCACAUGCGCGAUUUGCUGAUGAAGCAUUUGGAGACGCACGACAAAACGAAGCAAGGCGGCGUUCAGAUGGUUUCAAGCGUACAUCCCGUAACGACGUCAUCUUCGGGCGGCGGCGGCAACACCACGCAAAAACUCCUUCAAGAAACAAUUGACGAGGCACUCCGUGACUCUGCAGCGGUCGACAUUAGUGCGAAAAACAUCCAAUUUCACUCGUGCGACACGUGUUCCGUUACAUUCUUAAACGAAGCCUUAUAUUUGCAACACAUGAAGCAACAUGCAAAGCCCUCGGCGAGUUCCCGAACCGCAUCGGGCGCGUCAUCGCAACGAACUACCAGCAACAAUGGCAGUUACAGCGAAGAUGCGUCAAAUGCAAAGCAAGAGCAACAAGGCGUUUCCGACGAUUUGGAGAGCAUAUUUGAACGCAUGCAUGCCGAUAAAGCGGAAAUUAAUGCAAACGCAGCUGCCGCCUCAAAUUCCGAAAAUAUGGUAAUAACACAGGAAAACACAUCAACGGGCGGGAUUACAUUCAACAUAACAAUUCCGCCGUCGGCAGUAGCAGGAACGAAUGCGGGAGACGGAGAAGACACAAAACAACAGAUAAGUAUCGAUAUGCCGACCCUCGAUGGGGAUUUGGGACAAGAAACGGCAAAAUCCGAAGAUGCCAAGCAAGAGGAACAGCAACAAGUGUUACAAGCACCCGUCAGUAUGCCAAGUUUAGAUGACGAUCAAGACGGAAAUACGCAAGAAAGUCAAGUUUCCAACACAGAUGCGGUCCCCAUGGAGCUCGAUGAGAUCCAAACGGGCGCCGAUGGGCAACAAAUCAAAUUCAUUUUGAACGAAAACGGGCAAAUUCUAUCGUUAGACAACCACAUUCUCACAACCGACAUGGAUGGCAAUCAAAUUCUCGUGCCGGGCGCCGACGUUGAGCAACUUCAAGCUCUUUUGCAGAGCGGCGGCGUCGUUAUGCAAGGCGAAGAAGAAGGACAGCAAAUUCUCGUGCAAGGCACCGACAUUGAACAACUUCAAGCGCUCAUUCAAAGCGGAAAUGUCGUGAUGCAAGGCGAAGAAGGCAUCGGCGAAGGUCAACAAAUUCUCGUACAAGGCGCCGAUAUGGAAGGACUUCAAGCUCUUAUUCCGCAAGGCGAGCUAAAUGCCGAAGGAACUCACAUUACGACAGAAGAUGGCAUCCAAAUUCCCGUUUCCAUUACGUUCGGAGGCACGGAAGGCGAGCACAUUGCGGUGCAAGAAGGCGCAGAAGGCUCCGACGAGCAAAUGUUAUUGGCUCAGCAGCAACAACAACAACAAGAAGCCGAUCAAGCGGAUCAAGAAGGCGGACAAACGUUAAUGCUGUUGCAACAAGGCGCCGCUGGGGAACAAGGACAGGGCGAAGAAACGACAGAAGGCGAACAACAACAAGCCGAAACGGAGCAACAGACGACGGAAGGAGCUACGGAGGAGCAAACUGACGCUGCCAAGAGUGAAGCUACAUCCGGAAAUGACGGAUUUCUAAAUUUUGAUGAACUUAUUCAACCACAAAUUAUCAAUAAGGAGACGACAGCAACAACUACAUCUAGUAAUUAGAAACAAAAAUUGUUGUAAUAACGUUAGGACCUUGUAUAAAAAAUCUUAAAAAUUCAUCCAUUUAUCGCGAUGAUCUUUAAAAUAUAAAAAAAAACACAUGAAAACAAAAGAAAAUGUACAGAAACGGUUUUAUAAAAAAAAAAUACGGAAUGGUGUCACUUUAGAAUGGCUUUAAUUAAUUUUUUAGUUACCACUUGACGGUAACAUCAGAUCGCUUUUAUCAUCAAAACAAACAAAAAAAAAUGUAGGAAAUUGCUGGAAAAAUGAACGAAAUUGUAAAAAAAAAAUUCAACUCGAACCCAUUAUUAAUUCAAUUAUUAGUUUCAUUUCAUCAUUCAUUAUUAUCAUUAUAAAAAAAAAUCUUAUCAUAACUAUUAAAAUUAUUAUUAUUAUUAUUACAAUG
Molecule: messenger RNA, 3146 nt
Organism: Culicoides brevitarsis
Lineage: Eukaryota; Metazoa; Arthropoda; Insecta; Diptera; Ceratopogonidae
Exons: 6
Coding region: 71-2743 (890 amino acids)
Biological process (GO): regulation of gene expression
Cellular component (GO): nucleus
Source: RefSeq, a predicted model, not a curated record